Messenger RNA from Penicillium canescens, 2421 nucleotides. Its product is annotated as putative phosphoketolase. The record is from RefSeq and is a predicted model, not a curated record. Bases 1 to 2421 code for a protein of 806 amino acids. Gene Ontology annotation, molecular function: aldehyde-lyase activity. Gene Ontology annotation, biological process: carbohydrate metabolic process. NCBI's taxonomy places the organism in Eukaryota, Fungi, Ascomycota, Eurotiomycetes, Eurotiales, Aspergillaceae. The transcript has 8 exons.
AUGCCCGGAGAAGUCAUAAACGAACCAAAUCCGCAGCCACAACCGUCGCAUCUGCCGGACUAUCUCGAGAAACUUAGUGUCAAUUUAGACCGUGAAAUCCUAGAUCAGAAGUCCUGCGAUGCGUUGCUCAAAUUUCGCCGAGCGGCCUCAUACAUCGCGGCAGCGAUGAUUUUCUUGCAAGGGAACACACUCCUGAAGCAAGAUCUCACAUUUGACCAUGUCAAGCCUCGCUUAUUGGGCCAUUGGGGAACAUGCCCAGGACUGAUCUUGGUCUAUUCCCAUUUGAAUUAUCUUAUCCGGACCAUGGACUUAGACAUGCUCUAUGUCGUCGGCCCUGGACAUGGUGCGCCGGCAGUGCUAGCCGCGCUUUGGCUUGAAGGCUCAUUGGAGAAAUUCUACCCACAAUAUUCACGAGACAGCAAGGGCCUACACAAUCUCAUUUCAACAUUUAGCACCCCAGCCGGCUUACCAAGCCACAUCAACGCCGAAACCCCCGGCGCCAUCCACGAAGGUGGAGAGCUGGGCUAUGCCUUAGCAGUAGCAUUCGGUGCUGCUAUGGAUAACCCAGAUCUGAUUGUCCCUUGUAUUGUGGGCGACGGAGAGGCCGAAACUGGCCCCACUGCGACGUCCUGGCAUGCAAUCAAAUACCUUGAUCCCAAUGAAUCGGGUGCAGUUCUGCCAAUUCUGCAUGUGAAUGGAUUCAAGAUCAGUGAACGGACCAUCUUUGGCUGCAUGGAUAAUAAGGAGCUUGUUGCCCUUUUCAGUGGGUAUGGGUAUCAGGUUCGUUUUGUGGAGGAUAUCAAUGAUAUAGAUACGGAUCUCUAUUGCUCCAUGGUUUGGGCUAUAAAGGAGAUCCAUAAGAUUCAGAAGGCUGCUCGCUCUGGGAAGCCGAUUCUCAAGCCAAGAUGGCCCAUGUUGAUUCUGCGAACUCCAAAGGGUUGGUCUGGUCCGAAACAGCUCCGUGGUCACUUCAUUGAGGGCUCGUUCCAUUCCCAUCAGGUUCCUCUGCCAAAAGCGAAGUCCGACAGUGAAGAACUGGGUCUGCUUCAGAAAUGGCUAUCUAGCUACAAGCCACAGGAACUGUUCACGGCAGACGGGGAUGUCAUAGACGAGAUCAAAUCCGUGAUCCCGACUGCAGAUGCAAAGAAACUUGGCCAGCGCAUUGAAUCUUACAACUCUUAUGUUCCUCCAGAUCUGCCCGACUGGAAGAAGUUCUGCGCGGAGAAAGGGUCCAAGGAGAGCGCAAUGAAAGUAAUUGGUUGCCUCAUUAAUCAAGCCUUCACGCAAAACCCCCACACACUACGGCUGUUCUCGCCAGACGAGCUGGAGAGUAACAAACUUUCUGCUGCCCUCGAUAGCACGAACCGCAACUUCCAAUGGGAUGAGUUUGCCAACGCGCGAGGUGGUCGUGUAAUCGAAGUUCUCAGUGAACACAUGUGUCAAGGCUUCCUGCAGGGCUAUACCUUGACCGGUCGGAUUGGUAUCUUCCCAUCAUAUGAGAGCUUCCUCGGUAUCAUUCACACGAUGAUGGUGCAAUAUGCCAAGUUCAUCAAAAUGGCACUCGAAACAAAAUGGCACUCCGGCGUGAGCAGCAUCAACUACAUCGAAACUAGCACCUGGACACGCCAGGAACACAACGGCUUCUCCCACCAGAACCCAUCAUUCAUUGGCUCAGUACUAAAGCUGAAGCCCACCGCUGCUCGCGUGUACCUGCCACCAGACGCAAACACCUUUGCGACGACAGUGCACCACUGCCUCAAGUCCAAGAACUACAUCAACCUCAUGGUAGGCUCAAAGCAGCCGACUCCUGUGUAUCUCAGUCCCGAAGAAGCCGAGAUCCACUGCCGCGCAGGAGCAUCGAUCUGGAAGUUCUGCAGCACGGACAAUGGAACCAACCCGGACGUGGUACUGGCCGGUAUCGGUGUCGAGUUGAUGUUUGAGGUGAUCGCGGCGGCGGCGCUUCUGCGUAAGAUCGCGCCAGAGCUGCGAGUUUGCGUUGUCAACGUGACGGACCUGAUGAUCCUUGAAAAUGAGGGAUUGCAUCCGCACGCCCUGUCUACCGAGGCGUUUAACACGCUCUUCACUUCGGAUAAACCAGUCCACUUUAACUAUCACGGCUAUCCAACCGAAGUGCAGGGCUUGCUCUUUGGACGUCCCGGUCUUGACCGCAUUUCUGUGGCUGGUUAUAUCGAGGAGGGUAGUACUACUACGCCGUUUGAUAUGAUGCUCGUCAAUCGUGUCUCGCGUUUCCACGUUGCUCAACAUGCACUUCGUGGCGCAGCCAAGCAUAGCGAGAAGGUGCGGGUUCGCCAGCCGGAGCUGAAUGCUCAGCUUGAGCUAGACAUUGUCAGCUCGCGCAAGUACAUCAUCGACAACCACAAAGAUCCCGAACAUACUUAUGACACCCCGAAAUUUGACUAG